CGACGACCGUGCCCGACGUUGCACCUGUCACCUGAGCGCGCGAGGCCCCGUCUCGUCCCCCGGUAGACAGAGUCCUCACGGAAGUGAAAAUUCCCCCGGGACUAGAGGAGGCACGUGACUUUCGGGGGAAAAAGCAAAACCGAGAGAGAGAAAGGCGAGAAAAAGCGAGCCGGCACCCCGGUGACCUUGAACCGGUUUGGAUUAAGGGCGCAGGUGGUCCGCGCAUGCCGGGUCGGGCCCGGGAUUAAGGGAAAAUGUGAGAGGGGAAAAUAAGGGGUACGCGAAUCGACGGACUUUGAACUUCAUUAUUAUUAUCCUUUCGGCGAUCCUUCGAACAUCUUGUCGGUUCUUUUAAGCCGAGACUGGGCGCAGGAUCUUGGGUGCUUCUCCUGGGCUUUCGGGAUUGUGCUUGUAUUUUCUUUAUUCAUUUAUUAUUGGUUUUUGCAUCGGACGUCUCGGUCGGGACUAGAGGCGUCCGAGUGGUGAGUGUUGUGAGGGGAGAACUGGGUGGUCCAGGCUGCGAGGAUCUUUUCUGGUCCCUGAGGAUCCCGAGGGUCCUGUGGAUCCUCCCUGGACCCGUGGACCAGGGUGUGUCGCGACUCCGAUCUCCCUCUCUUCUCGUGGAUGAAGAUCCCGAGGAAUCUCCUUACCUGGAGGACUUUCCGACGUCGCAUCCUGCACCUCGAUGACGUGAUGCCUCCACCGGAUCAAGGAUCGGGCUAGUCGAGAGGCAGGAAAGAUGGCCUCUUUGUUGGGGGACGGAUCAGGACCGGGAGGUCCUGGACCAUCCCGGUGCCUCCUGUUGCUGCAGAGGUCCUUGGCCAUCCAGCUAACCAGAGGUCCUCCACCCCAGGUGCUCAAUCCUGGCCAAAGGGAGAGUCCGAAGGAGCACCCAGCUGACGAGAUGUGGAUGUACGACAAGGGCUACAACCUCUUCCAGGGCUUCCUCGAGGCCAAUUCGAAGUGCUGGUGGAAUGCCGCCCUGGUGGACGCGACUCGUCAGUUGAGGUACAAGGGACACGUCUCUCCUGGGGUGCUGAUGGUCGGAGGACCUCCCUGUGCCCUGGAGGUCCUCAGAGCAGCCUGGUCCAGGAACGUCCUUCGUCCUCCGGCCGAUCACGCCAUCACUUGCCUGGGGGACAUCGAAGAUUGUCUGGUAGCUCCCGUUUCCCAGGGGCAGUUCACGCCUCUUCCGGAAGCCCUUUGCUGGGCCAUUUUGGAAUUGACCUCCCAGAGGCAGGCUGCUACCUUGGACACCUUGAGGUCGGCCCUGAGGAACGCCUUCCCAGCGAUGCAGCGACCCAGUCGAGAGUUGGUCUACGACGCUUUGGCGAAGCUGAUGCAGGAGAGAAAGAUCUACCACACCUCUCAAGGGUACUUCGUGGUCACCCCGGAGACCAGGAGGCUCAGAAGGGACUCGGGGAGUUCCAGGAGGUGCUCCAGAGAGGUGGCCAGUGCCAGAGGUCAAGGCGGGAUGCUGAUGACCAACGACGAGGCCAUGGCUCUGGUCCAUGGGGAAAUGCUCACCCUGAGGGACGGCGAUGUCACCCACCAGGCUGUCCAGACCAACUUGGCGGACGUCAUUUGCGGAGGAAAUCCGAACGACAAGGUCCUGUUCGCCAGGUGUCGCUCGGUGCCAGGACGCCUCGAGAGGAGGCACUCUUUGCGCCUGUGGGGCUCUGCAAGGCGUCUUCAUCGAAGCGGAAGUUCAAGGUCGCUGCCUCGAAGACCGGACAGAAGCGACACGUCUUCUAGUGCGGAAUAUGCGAGCACCGACAGCGCACCCCAUAGUCCAACCAGUUUCUCCGGGAUUUUUUCAGAGAAAAUAGGCCUUCUGUCGAGGCUCUUCAGACGCAGCUCCCGCAGAAAGGGAGCACCUCUGAUGGGGACGUUCAGUGCCCAGUAUCCUCCGACAGAAUGGUUCAAUCCCAGGGUGGUGCACCUCCACAGUGUGGCGACGCAGACCAGAGCCGCGAGUCCAUCGAUGAUGGAGGGCUUGGACCAGUCGCAAGCCAGCUUCCAGGUGUGGGACGACUCGAGUUCCGUCCGAUCGGCGACUCUACCGAGGAGACAUCGACGCCAGGCAAGCGGGGAUUCCUCCAGUCUUCUGGCGAACUCCACCCCGAGGAGUUCCCGAAGACACAGGUCGCCCUGCUCCACCUUGCCUCGCUCCAAGUGCUCCAGCCUCAGCAGAUGCACGUCUCGAGCUUCCGUCCUACCGGCAAGCAACAAUCAAGAGCCGUACCAAAAUCGGGCAGCGACCCAAAACGAGAAGAACUCCGCCAAUUCCUCGCCUAGCAGAAGUGGUGGAAGUUCAGGAUCGGUGCGAGCAGCCAAUGCGAGUCCAGCCAAGGCUGCGACCUUAGGGAGGUCCAGCGUUCGUCACAGUUCAAGGAGACCAAGCCAUGACUCCACCGGAAGCGGAACCAAGUCUUCCAAUGGGUCCCCGCAGCACAAAAUUCUCCAGAAAACCUCGUCCAGCCACUCCACCCAUUCCAGCGGGAAAUCGAUUUCCAGUGGUAAACUGUCCUCGUCGCCGUUGAAGACGUCCACGUUGCCGGUGAAGUCGUCGCCCCUGAAGGUGAUUCAACAGGGAGCCCUGACGCCUCUUCAGGAGGCUCAGAACUCCAUCACGUUGCAGGUCUCUACUAACCUGAGUCCUGUCACUGGCCAACAACCGGAGCAAAGGGGAAUCCAAAGCAGCGUCACUUUGGCUUCUAACUCCCUGAGUACCACUACCAUCUCUGGUUCACCCGGGACCAAGAUCUACGUCCAGCAGAACAACUCUCCGAUGAGGUCGGUCAUCACCUUCGAGAACGGCACGUCCAGGAGCAAGGAGAAGGAGAGCAUUCCAGUUGGGAAGGAGAAGCAGGAGAAGGAACUCGUUGGAGAGAAAGCCUACAAGAACAGAACGGAAGACGAAAAGCUAUUCAAGAGCAAAGUCGAGGAAGAGAGGCUGUACAAGCCUAUCUCGAAGGUGGAGGACUGGAAGCCCAUCAAACUGGAGAGGCCCUCUUCUCUCUAUGCGUCGAAGGACUCCAAACCCACGUUCUCCGAGUCCGACAAGGAGAACAAGAAGGCCGACGAAGAGACUCCUAACAAACUGAAGCUGACCAAUCGGCUCAACAACAGCCAGGCACACCUCAUCGACGGCUCCACCAACAACGUGGACAAGAACUCCCUGGUACUCUCUGGAGAACAUCCGGCGACCGCCUUGCAGAGCUCGAAGAACACCAACGAUGCGAUGAACAACUCGAGGAAGCUCAGUUUGUCGCUGUCGAAGGACGCGUUGAGCUACAGGAAUCUUUUAAGACCUGGGUCGAAAAGCAACGUUGCUUCGAAUCCUCCCUCGCCCACCAAAUCCUACGACGGAUUUGGGGGGUCCUUUAACAACGUGUACAUCGAGAACUUGGAAUCUGGGAAGCAACAGAGAGCUCCUCAAGGUUCCGAGCCUAAUUUGGACAAAACCAUAAGUCGCGGGGACUUGCAUUCUUAUCCUAGCCUGAGCGAUAUGCAAGUUCAGUUCACCAGUAUUGCCGCUCAAAAGAUACUUAAUGGAAGCUCCAACAAGAGCGUCGAUACUCUGAUCGAAGUCAACAUGGCUGCUGCUGAGAAACCGAACAACUGCGAUGUCACCGUCCAUACCGAUUUUGGACUGGUUUAGGUACCACGGAUACUGCUAUUGAGAAGUAGAGGACAGGCUCGAUGCUCCGCCACAUAUCUACCAGGAUUCCAAUGUUGGGGACUUCCAAAUUCCAAAAUGGAGGCUUUCCUCGAAUUAUCGACGUUUCACUGCCAUUUGUCUCUACGGAUUAACGAGCAACGAGCAUCGGGGCCUGAUCGUCGUUUCGGUAGCCAAGCUACGAGGAACUUCCAGCGUCCAUCCAGUAUCUCUGCGGUCAACUUAAACCAGUGUAUUUAGUUAAGUUAACCAUUGUAACUGUAUCGGCGAUCGCAUCUUAAUUUGCAAUUCGAUGAGAGACGAGGGAGUGUUUCUCCACCGAUGCACUUGGUAACCUUCUUGAAACCGAUAUGAGUUCCGCCAGUCACUCAUUACAGAUCAUAACUCAUUGGCGAACUAUGUUCGAAUUGUUAUUUAUUUUUCUAGGCUCCUCCGUAACCGAUCAACAGGGUAAGGAAACCCGUCGAUAGUCCUCAGCUUCGCCUCGCUUUAUUUCAGGAAAGCGAUUCGCAAAAGCAAAUGGCAUUUGAUCCUCGUAGAAUCGUCACCGAGGAGUCCGGUUCCUAAAAUGAUUUAUGAUCGCAAUGAAAUGUCAGCCGUAUCUAGAAAGGUGCUGAGAAAUUCGUGCGCGUCUUCUAGCGGGUUAAAAGCUCCACACCGUAUUUGGAUCAUCGAUCUCACUUUUGAGAAGGAAGUGUACUCGAUCCUUCGUCGAAUUGCAUCUCCUCUUCUCUUUCUCUCCUUCUCUCGGGAAAAUGCCCCUUUUUUUUAUUUUCCCGAGAGAAUUGCACGCGUGUAACAUAGUGAUUUAAUAAACAAAAAAAGUAAAGA
Messenger RNA from Orussus abietinus, 4513 nucleotides. RefSeq lists its product as uncharacterized. The transcript is spliced from 8 exons. The record is from RefSeq and is a predicted model, not a curated record. Lineage: Eukaryota; Metazoa; Arthropoda; Insecta; Hymenoptera; Orussidae. Gene Ontology annotation, cellular component: nucleus; cytoplasm. Gene Ontology annotation, molecular function: DNA-binding transcription activator activity, RNA polymerase II-specific; RNA polymerase II transcription regulatory region sequence-specific DNA binding. The coding region runs from base 740 to 3664 and encodes 974 amino acids. Gene Ontology annotation, biological process: positive regulation of transcription by RNA polymerase II.